Molecule: messenger RNA, 3204 nt
Organism: Aedes aegypti (yellow fever mosquito)
Lineage: Eukaryota; Metazoa; Arthropoda; Insecta; Diptera; Culicidae
Product: facilitated trehalose transporter Tret1-2 homolog
Exons: 6
Coding region: 903-2576 (557 amino acids)
Biological process (GO): transmembrane transport
Cellular component (GO): membrane
Molecular function (GO): transmembrane transporter activity
Source: RefSeq, a predicted model, not a curated record
AGUGUGGAUCGUAACUUCGAGGGUGAUGGUUGGAUUUUCUUUACGCUGUUAAGAUAUGUAGAGUGCUGACGGGUGCGGCGUUUCCCUCUUUUUGCGGUUCUUUUCUUUUAUAUCCCAAGACAUCCCACACUACAUCUUUCCUAUAUAGAGUUGGUACCAGUUGAGUCAGAGAAGUUCAACUUAACUUAACCAUAGCAAAUUGGACGUCUGUGCAUGGACCAGUUUCGAAGCCUACUGUGCAGUGAGGAAAAAGUGCGCCAAAGUGUCGUUCAUUUAGUACAUUCAACCGGCCUUCUUCGACCGGAAGUGGAAGUCAUCAAGCAGCAGCAGAGAAAAGCAAACAAACGCUCGGAAAAACUAAACGAGCUUAGAUACUUUCACGUGCGAUUAUCGAUUUAGUGCGUCCGGUCCGGGGCAGGGUCGGGGAAAAGCAGUUUGUUGAGUUCUUCAACUGUGACAGGGAGUUGUGCCAUCUGCAUCAUGUGAUUGGAUCCGCUGAAUGAUAUCAGUGCAAAGUGAUGCUAGUUGACUCAUUGGAGUGAUUCGAGCAAAAUAUAGUGCCAAUAUAGAGCUACCAUAACUGUACCAAGUUCAAACGAAAAGAAAGAAUAACUAGUUGGAAGGUAUAGAGCCUUCCUAGCAGGUCGUCGUUAUCAACAGGUGGGCGACGGUACGCAUACCACACCAAACAACGGAAAUCGAGUGCUUCAAGUGAACGAAAAGCAGUUCCCCUGUCAUCUGGCCAAAUAGGUGCUUCUGUGCUAAUCGAUAUUGAUUAAUUGGCUGGAAAAGUCCUUGUGAUUCGUUUUAAAUCAUUCGUAGCUCGAGGAUAGAGACGAAUAACACCGACGUAAAUCAAUUUGAGCGGUUAUUGCUGAUAGCAGCAAUAUUUUUUCGCCGCAAUGGAUCCAUUGAGUAUCGGUUCCAGUGUCCUGAGCUUGCACCAACGAGAAAACACCGAACAGAACAAAGACGAUGCAUUCCAGGAAAUCAUAGUCAGCUGCCGGUCGCUCAGCAAGUACGAAACCAACAUCCGGUCGGCCUUCCCGCAGAUCUUCUCGGCCAUCAUAGCGGCAGCGUUCCACAUCGUGAUCGGCAUUUCGUUGGCCUACUCGGCGAUCUUGAUUCCACAGCUCGAGGAUCCCAACAGUGACGUGGUGGUCACGAAGACCCAGUCCUCAUGGAUCGCGUCCAUCAUUGUCAUCAUGGUACCCAUCGGGUCCCUGAUCGCGGGAGUACUGAUGGAGUUCCUGGGACGCCUGAACACCAUCAAACUAGCAGCGGUCCCCUGUAUAGUAGGCUGGAUAGCGAUCGCGUGCGCAAAUAGCUUCACCUGGAUUAUGGUUGGCCGAGUGCUGACCGGUUUCGCUUGUGCCAUUGGAACGAGUCCAGCGAUCGUGUACAUUACAGAGGUGUCACGACCGGACAUGCGAGGGUCUCUGAUUUCCUCAGGGCCGACAAUUGCCUCGCUGGGUAUGGUGAUCGCAUACACCAAGGGCGCUUUCCUAAAUUGGCGCCUGGUCGCCUGGAUCAACAUAGCGUACACUGUAGUUCCUGUACUGCUUAUCCAACUAUUGGUACCUGAAUCUCCCGUUUGGUUGGUUUCCAAGGGACGCAUCGAGGACGCAGCUCGAUCACUCAAGUUCCUCUACAAAAAGUAUCCUCAACCUGAUCAUACUGAUCAACCACUGUCCGAGAUGCACUUAAAUGCCUUAAUCAAAGAGCGGGAAUCUAAAAUUCAUGAAGCAGAACGAAACCUUGAAGCAAAUCAAUCAAGGUUCCGAGGCUUCCUGAAGCCCACCGGCUACAAACCGAUGAUCAUUCUGUUCUGGUUCUUCCUUAUUCAACAGUUCAGUGGGAUCUACAUCACUCUGUUUUUCGCCGUUACCUUCAUGCAGGAUGUCGGAACAGAGGUCAAUGCGUACAUGGCAUCGAUCUUCGUGGGGCUGACACGCUUCAUGAUGUCACUGUUGAAUGCAUGGCUUUUGAAGAAGUUUGCCCGUAGACCGUUGGUGAUGGUGUCUACUACGGGAAUGGCAAUUUGCAUGUUCGUGUCCGGGUUGUUCACCAUGUGGAUCAAGGAAGGUACAACUACGUUGACCUGGAUUCCGGUGGUUUGUUUGCUGCUGUAUGUUUGUGCUUCCAUGAUCGGGUUGCUGACAAUUCCUUGGACCAUGACGGCAGAGCUCUUUCCUACAGAGAUCAGAGGCAUUGGUCAUUCACUGUCAUACUCCAUGGCGAAUUUGUUGAUGUUCUUCGCUGUGCAGAGUUACAGAUCAAUGACCGACAUCCUGGGUGGUGCCCACGCGGUUCAAUGGCUGUUCGCAGCUGUAUCGGUCGUGGGCUUCCUGUUUGCGUUGAUCUUCCUUCCGGAAACGCACGGCAAAAGUUUGGCUCAAAUAGAGGCGUACUUUGCCGGUGACAAGAAGCGAAACCCUCAGCUUACCGCCACGAUACAACAAAGCAAUAUGGGCCAUCGAAGGGCGACGGAGCAUCUGAUCAAGGUUCCCAGUUCGCACUCGUUCAAACUGAAGGAAGCAGAAGUAUUGCUUAUGAAGCACAAAGAAGCUGCUUAAAAAGUUUAGGAUUACUAUAGGAUAGUUAAAACCUUAAUCAGAGAAGUAUAUUUAUCUCACCGCUACUUAUUUUUAUGUCAGAAAUUUUAUGCAUGCAUGUGUGAUAAGUGUACUUAAGAUGAAGACGAUAUUUUCGCCAAUUUUCAUAUUUCUCUAGAUCACCCACCGUGAUCGCAGAACAAACAGAAAGUAUUAAAACUAACGAAAAUGAACACCGAUAGUUAUUUAUUGUACAAUACCGAUAGGAGCACAAGCUAGAAUUGCUGUUUUUAGGUAGUUAUAAAUGAAAUAUCAGAGAGCUUCGUGAAAUUACACCGAUGAAGGGUCUGAAAUUCAAUUUUAAGCACUGAUUUACAUUUUCAGCACGAAAAAGUGAUCAUUUUAUUAUGUUUCGUAAUUAUUGAUUGAAUCAAAUGUGAUAUGAUUUCCGUAAUGCCUUGUUCGUUGUAGUCAGGUAUAAUUCAACGCAGUUUCUCCAAUUUGUACUUAAAGUGCCCGAAUGAUCGCUACAAAAAAAAUCAAAUUAAACACUGCACGUCCCAGAGAAUUCCUAGCGAGAAAAAAAUGAUGCUUUUGAGUGCUUUAAAAUUAAAAACCGAUGGUACAAUAAAGUUUAAGUAGAAAAAUA